GCCAUGGCAUUGCAGCGAGAGUAAAUAUUUUUCCUCAAAGUGUUUGGCUAUUUUAUGAAUUAAACGUAAUUAAAAUUUACUCAAAUUCGGAUUGUUAGGCAGCCAAAUGAGGCCGAAAAAAAUGUCUUACAAGCGCAAAAAGUCAUCUAAGAGUGGUGGCCAAUCAAAUAGUAAAUAUCGAAAAAUAAAUGUCUCAACUUGUGACUCGAAUAACAAUUCAGAUAGUUGUUUAAUGAGUCGCCAUGAAAUGCUUGUCGAGAUGAUACAACAAUCCCGGGAGGAUUCUCAACAAAUUAGCAAUAGCGAUGAAGUUUUCAGUGUACCUAGUACAUCUACAGAUGAUGUAAAAAGUAAAUACAUUCAGCAGCUUCAGGAGGACAUGAAUGAAAUCGACGUAGUGGAUAUUCGUAAAAGGAAACUCGUACGCAUGUGGAUGCAAAAACAAAAUCUUGAAAGUAAAAUAGACGACAAACUUCAAGAACGGGAAAUUCUCAAUCAGGAGGAUACCAGGUCUGUGGAAUUGUCUUUGGCGAUGACAGCUGCAAAAGUUCAGGAAAUGGAGAAACAUCGCCGCUCGCAAUUAGAUAAAUUAAUAGCUCAACUAAAAGAAUACAGAGAUAAUAAUUGGGAAUUGAUGUACAUGCUUUAUCAAUCUCAAGAAGAAAAUGAGGAUUUGAAAAUAAGAUUGAGGAACUUGUACAAGCGACAAAAAAAUCAAAGAUCGUCGGAAUACUCAUGGAAAAAAAAGAAAUUAGCAUUCAAGGAACAGAAAACCGAAGCUAUUGUAAACUGCACUCUUAUUUUGAUAUGCGCUUAUAUUUUAUAUCAUCUAGCAGUUGAUGUUAUUCAGCGAGUGAAUCCAAGUCAAAUGAUGAUUGAAGAAAUAGAAGUUUCUUCAACAGAAAGUCAGAAGACUGAAGAGUAUUAUUUUCAGAUUUUGAAGAAGUAAAUCCCACGAAUGUCAAUUCAUCUUGCAAAGAUAAAAGCCGUUCUAAAAAGCAAGAAUUUUCUGAAUAUAUUUCACGCAAGUUUUUUUACAUCUUUUAUUUAAAUUUUUACGAAUUUGUGAACAACCCUUACAUAGCGAGUCCCAACAUUUUUAUUCUAUUUAAAGAAAUUUUUAUAUUAUGUUUUUCUAGAAUAAGGAAAUAUUUUAGUUGUAUCUCUUUUAUAAACUUUUAGAGAAUGUUAAAAUUUUAUUAUUUAAGGGUUACAUAAUUUAGUUAUUAAUGGAAUUUUUGAGUCGAUUUUCUUGUUAUUUUUUUAGACAAAUAGAGGCAUCUUUGAGUUCU
Messenger RNA from Belonocnema kinseyi, 1292 nucleotides. RefSeq lists its product as uncharacterized. The transcript is spliced from 6 exons. The record is from RefSeq and is a predicted model, not a curated record. Lineage: Eukaryota; Metazoa; Arthropoda; Insecta; Hymenoptera; Cynipidae. Bases 107 to 949 code for a protein of 280 amino acids.